This is a messenger RNA of Naegleria gruberi, 663 nucleotides long. RefSeq lists its product as uncharacterized. The record is from RefSeq and is a predicted model, not a curated record. NCBI's taxonomy places the organism in Eukaryota, Heterolobosea, Eutetramitea, Acrasida, Naegleriidae. The coding region runs from base 1 to 663 and encodes 220 amino acids. The transcript has a single exon.
AUGAAGAGUGGAAACAGUGCUUGGAAAUUAUAUAAAUAUGGAACAAUUAAUGAAGAACAAUUUUGGAGAGCAGUCAUUGAUGAACACUAUCAAACUAUUAUUUCAAAUAUUAAUGUAUUGAAUGGAUUUGUACUUUCCAAUGAAGAAAAUGAGGAUCAAACUAAACACAGAUUAGGUCAAUACUUUGGAAAUUAUUUGAGAAAUAAUUUACGCUUCUUUGAAUCAACAUUACAAUUAAUUCAAAGAUUGAAUGACCAAAUUUCAAGCUAUCCUCAACUUGAAGCUAUUGCCAUCCUUUCUAAUCACUCCAAAGAAUGGUGUCACUAUAUUUAUUCUGAAAAGGAUAAUGGCAGAGUUGAAAAACUAUUCAAGAAUAAUCUCUUGAAAAAAUCUCAAUAUUGUCCUGAAUUAAUUAUUUGGUCAUGUGAUGUCAAUGCUGCUAAACCAGAAAAGGCCAUUUAUCAACUCUUAAUUGAUAGAAUCAAACAACAUGUGAAUUCUCAAAUUGAGCCUCACAAUAUUUGUUUCAUUGAUGAUAAAGAUAGAAACGUAGAAGCUGCUACAGAAGUUGGAAUUUCCACCAUUCAAUAUGAUGCCUCUCUUCCAGAUCAAUACGAUUUCACAUCCUUUGAAGGAAAAUUAGAACAAUUUCUUUCUCAAUAA